This is a messenger RNA of Hyaloscypha bicolor E, 1941 nucleotides long. Its product is annotated as alpha/beta-hydrolase. NCBI's taxonomy places the organism in Eukaryota, Fungi, Ascomycota, Leotiomycetes, Helotiales, Hyaloscyphaceae. The transcript has 4 exons. The record is from RefSeq and is a predicted model, not a curated record. The coding region runs from base 1 to 1941 and encodes 646 amino acids.
AUGCUGGUAAUAGAUGAGGGUGCCGAUAAUGACGCAGGCUCCGAGGGGCAUGAGGAUCGCGAACAUGCCAACUCCCCAGCGCCAGCCAAUCCCCUUGACGACGCUGUCGAUAAUGAAACCAGACACCCAGGGUGUGAUGAGCAUGCGUCCUGUUUUGCCCCAAACGGUCUGGGAAGCUUCUAUAAGCGACACCCCCCUCUCGGCAGCCAUGCGGGUGCCCGCGUGGUGCCAUCGCCUUACGGGCGAUUUCCGCUGCCCAACGAUCCUUACAAUUUUAUUCCUUGCACAGAAGCUCUUUCUCUCCCUCCACUACAUGACAGCGACCCGAAGGGAACGUGGGCCGCGCUCUUCGACCCCAACCCUAAGCAUUGGAGCUGGGGAGGCUCCGCACCGGAUCCGGAUCAUGUUAGCGACGACCCAUACGCAGGGCGUGGAAUAUAUCUGUGUGGCUACUUAGAUCUGCCGCUUGACUACCUUAACGACUCGGACGCACGGAUCGUCCGUCUCGCUGUAGCCAAGUUCCAGGUGUCGGGUCUUGCUCGCAUCGACUCCCCGGCUGGUAGCCGUUCCACUCUCGCGGGUGCUAAGAGUGAACGCACUAUCGUCAUUGAGCCCGGCGGCCCCGGAGUCAGCGGCACAUUACAGGUGUGGGGUGCCGCCGAAGCGGUGACCAAGCGUUUCAGUGAUGGCCGGUUUGAUGUCCUCGGAUGGGACCCCCGUGGUGUGAAUGCCUCUCUUCCUUCAGCGGCGUGCUUCCCUCAUAAUGCAGACCGCGACCGCUGGUCACUACUGAGAGGCCAGUAUCGAGAAACCUCAGAGCAGGAAAGACAGCUCGAAAUCGCCGACGCCAUGAACAGCGCCACCUUCUAUGCUUGCCGACAACGACUCGGCGAUUUUGGUCGGUUUGUCAGCACCGCCUCGGUUGCACGCGACCUAGAAGAGAUACGGAAAGCAUUGGAUGAGGAGCAGUUGACGGCCUACUUUGUCAGCUACGGUACCGGCAUCGGCCAGACAUAUGCCAACAUCUUCCCCAACCGUGUUGGUCGCAUGAUCCUAGACGGGCCUGAAUAUGUGAAGGAUCAUCGGCAACUCGGUGGCUGGGGCUGGACAUCGCUCGACAACGUUACCGACGGUUGGCGUGAUGGUUUCCUAGGCGAGUGCGUUAAAGCUGGUCGUCAGAACUGCGCAUUGGCGAGACCUUCGGAAACACUCGAAGAGCUGGAGGCCCGCAUGGGCACGCUUCUUGAGUCGAUCCUCGCUCGGCCAGCCCCGGGUUACACAGAAUCGAAUGGUCCGUCCCUCGUUACGUAUCCGGGACUGGUUCUUGCGAUUUACAUAUCUCUGUACGAUCCGACGACAUGGCCAGCCACCGCGCAGAUGCUAUAUGAACUUGAGGCAGGUAACUCUACACUCGCCGCGACCUCUCUCGACCGACAAUGGCAGUACAAGCCGUCGUUGUCAUGUCCCGCCGAGAAGCAUUCCUCCGAUGAGCUCAUUUCCCUAGUGAUCUGUGCUGAUGCCUACGAUGCACCGGAAGAAGGGCUUGCUUGGUGGGAUCAGUUGUGGGCCAACAUGACAGAUCGAAGCUGGAUCUCUGGCAAUUCUCGGUUUCUCAACGUGUUGCCUUGCCGCCACUUCACGACGUACUGGUCUAGCGCAGCCGAAGUUUAUCGCGGCGAUCUCAACCAUUCAUUAAGAAAUCCAGUCCUCCUCAUUGCAUCAACAUAUGAUCCUGCAACGCCUUUGCGCAACGGGAGGAGGCUGCUUGAGGAGAUGGGUCAAAAUGCGAGAAUGGUUGUUCAUCACGGAUACGGCCAUACAUCGAGGGUCCAUCCUUCGAGCUGCACGGAUUCCGUCGGAAGGGCCUACAUAUUGAAUGGAACGCUUCCGGAGGAGCGGGAAACAAAUUGCUAUGCAGACGAGAAGCCCUAUCGAAUGUGA